AUGCAGCAACAAGGGGAUCAGCCCUCAAUCCCAGAGCCAGGAACUCCACCUCGUCCACCUUAUUCCCCGGUAACCCCUGUGUUUGCCCAUCUCGCGCCAGUCGCCUCCAAUGAACCAUCAAUCGUCCCGCCACCUGCAUCUCCUUCUCCAACCUCAAACCUCCCCCCAACAUAUGUCAGCUAUUCACACCCGCCUCCUCCACCAAAUCCACCAGUCUUCAAACCCCGACCGCCACCUGUCCCUAUCUCCGAGAGCGAAAAUCCAGAUGCCAUCGCGCUCCGUUCCGCCAUCUCAAUCCUGCAAAUGCAGAAGCAGCAAAGUUUGCGCGACAUCCAGGCUUUGGAUCGCAUGAAAGAAGCCGCUGCCGCUGAUCCAGAGGGAUUUGCGCACGAAUUGGCAGCAGGUCGGUUGAAGACUGAGGACCAUGGUGCUGUGAUCCAGUUCUCCGAGGACGAUGCGGGGGACGACGAAGAUAAUGACAAAGGCUCAAAACGAACAAACCCAGACGGCUCACCGGCCUCGAAUUUCGGUCAUAUCCCUGUGCCACAAAACAUCGUCCGUAUGCCCCCAAUCAAUUGGGCCAAGUAUCAGGUUAUCGGGGAACCCCUUGAUCGCAUGCACCAGGAGCAAUUACAUCGACCGAGCUCUGGGGAGCCGGGAAGGGGACGUGCACCGGAGCAUGUCCUGGCAUCGCCGUAUCGACCGCUGGUAGAUCAGUUAGAAGGACCACCGAAACUCGGCCGUCCGAGCAAGACGAAGAAGAAUUGA
Molecule: messenger RNA, 768 nt
Organism: Penicillium coprophilum
Lineage: Eukaryota; Fungi; Ascomycota; Eurotiomycetes; Eurotiales; Aspergillaceae
Exons: 1
Coding region: 1-768 (255 amino acids)
Source: RefSeq, a predicted model, not a curated record